CUACCUACAUUACAUUAUCUAAUACGCAUAAUUGCUAAUCUCACAGAGGAGGGAGAUGUGUACGUUGGAGAAGCGUGGUCAACUCUUCUUGCUGAAACUCACCGGCGACGGAGAACACCGUCUCAACCCCACCUUACUCGACAGCAUCACCUCCGCCAUCACACAGAUCCGUUCCGAUCCAUCCUCCUCACAAUCGGUCCUCAUCACAACCUCCGACGGAAAAUUCUUCUCCAACGGCUACGAUCUCGCCUUGGCCGACUCCGAUCCUUCUCUCCGCGUCGUCAUGGACUCCAAACUCCGAUCCCUAGUCGCCGACCUCAUCUCCCUCCCUAUGCCGACGAUCGCCGCCGUGACCGGCCACGCCUCCGCCGCGGGGUUCGUUCUCGCGAUGAGCCACGACUAUGUACUGAUGCGCCGCGACCGGGGGUUUCUGUAUAUGAGCGAGUUGGACAUCGAGCUUGUGAUUCCUCCGUGGUUUGCGGCGAUGAUACGGAUGAAGAUCGGUUCUCCGGCGGCGAGGAGAGAUGUGAUGCUGACGGCGGAGAAGGUUACGGCGGAGCGGGGUUUGGAGAUGGGAAUCGUGGAUUUUAGUUAUGGUAGCGCGGCGGAGACGGUUGAAGGCGCCGUUAAGUUGGGAGAGGAGUUAGUUAGACGCGGUGUUGAUGGACACGUGUACGGUGGGAUGAGAGAGGCUCUUUUAAAACAGGUUCUCCACACGAUUGGUUCAAAUGAGAGUGUUUCCAAUAGAAUGCGAAACAGUGGAUCCAAACUGUAGGUUUUUUUUUUUGUUCAACCAAUUUGUACGAGUUGAUAAAAUUAAAAAUAAAAGAUUAAAUAGAGAUCAAGUGAAAUUUGUUAGAUUUGUUUCUUUUCUUUUGGUAUAAGAUUUGUUUCUUUUUACACAUUGUAGGUUUGUAAUAGUAAAAUAGGAAAUAAUGUAAUAAACGAAUGAAUAAUUAGAUUUGUCAAUA
Molecule: messenger RNA, 971 nt
Organism: Brassica napus (rape)
Lineage: Eukaryota; Viridiplantae; Streptophyta; Magnoliopsida; Brassicales; Brassicaceae
Product: enoyl-CoA delta isomerase 1, peroxisomal-like
Exons: 1
Coding region: 56-775 (239 amino acids)
Biological process (GO): fatty acid beta-oxidation
Cellular component (GO): peroxisome
Molecular function (GO): delta(3)-delta(2)-enoyl-CoA isomerase activity; enoyl-CoA hydratase activity
Source: RefSeq, a predicted model, not a curated record